This is a messenger RNA of Saccharomycopsis crataegensis, 795 nucleotides long. RefSeq lists its product as uncharacterized. The transcript has a single exon. NCBI's taxonomy places the organism in Eukaryota, Fungi, Ascomycota, Saccharomycetes, Ascoideales, Saccharomycopsidaceae. The coding region runs from base 1 to 795 and encodes 264 amino acids. The record is from RefSeq and is a predicted model, not a curated record. Gene Ontology annotation, cellular component: mating projection tip; membrane. Gene Ontology annotation, biological process: conjugation with cellular fusion.
AUGUUCUCAAGAUUUGCCAAUUUUGAGUGGUUCCAACUAGAAUAUCUCAGACUGAGAGAGAAAUGGUUGAGACACACCCUGAUCAUCUUUCUCGUGUUAUAUAUCAUCUUUGGAUGUAUUGUUGUGUCUGGGUGCACUUCCAGUUCUGUCAGUGAACUCAACAUUGCAAAACUUACUUACACUGCCACUGAGGCAGCUAUGAAAGAAUCGCCAAGUGGUGUUACCAAACUUGAGGUUAAUAUGGGUUACUUUGCCUCGUGUAUCGUCAUCCACACCAACGACUCCGUUUCUCUGACCAGUUGUUCAACCAAUGAAACAACCAUUUUACUAGCAAACUCCAACCAAUUCGAUCAAACCCAAGUCACCAACGCUGAUCUUUUCAACUUCAUGGUUGGUACUGCUAAAAGAUUCAGAGUUCGUUGUAUGGAUCCUUACUCUUUGAUUGUCGCAGUUAUCUUGUCGUUUAUCUGCGUCGUUUCCUUUGCUUUUACCUCCCCUGUCACUGCUAACCAUAUGUAUAAGUACGCUGCCGGGCUUUCAUAUAUCAGUUUUACUCUUUCAUUAGUCAGUGCAAUUUGGCUACAAACAAAUAUUACCACAGCAACUGGUAUCAUGAAUAGAAUGGCUGAUCAGUACUUCACCUUACUGGCCACCCGUGGGUCGGUGGAUAAUGGUCUUUUAUGGGCUGGUGUUGCGAUGCAGCUUCUGGCAUCUAUUGUAACUGGUCUUUUGGGUGUAUUAGGUCAGCAAAUCGAAGAGGUUGAAGAGGAUUUAGGCCUUGACGAGAAGAUCUAA